AUGAAACCACAAACACUGCAGAUGCCUCCGGCUGCGACUGGUCUACAGGCAGUUGCCGGUGCGUCCAUUGGAAGUUCAGUCGACAGAUCUUCCGCUAUAUUUAUGCCAAAGACCCUGAAUAGGCGAAACCUAAAAAAACUGACUCUCGACGCGCCCAGCUCAUCUGCUGCCCCAGCGGGCAUUGAUCUUAGAGACCCCGAUAGAAAAGCGUCCGCGGAUGAGUUGAUAUCACAUCUGCAGAAUCUUGAGCUGGGAUUGGAAUAUCAGAUUACGAUGCGUGUGGAGGAUCUUGUCACUUUGAAGAAGCUGGGUGCAGGCAACUCUGGAACUGUUUCCAAAGUGCUGCACAUCCCCUCGAAAAAGAUCAUGGCAAGGAAGGUGAUACAUAUCGAGACAAAGGAGCUAAUUCACUCACAGAUUAUACGAGAACUCCGAAUAAUGCAUGAGUGCGACUCGCCGUUUAUAAUUGACUUUUUUGGUGCCUUUAUCGAUCAGGGAGAUGUGGUGAUAUGUAUGGAGUAUGUGGAUUGUUCUUCCCUUGAUAAAAAUCUACGAAUGACGGGACCUUUCCCUGAAGUGAUUCUGAAACAGGUGGCCUGGUGUGUUCUUUCUGGUCUCAACUAUCUUUAUGAUCACCAUAGGAUAAUUCACAGAGACGUGAAACCGUCUAACGUCCUACUAGACUCCAAGGGUGGAAUGAAGCUGUGCGACUUUGGAGUCUCUCGAGAGCUGAUAAACUCCAUAGCAGAUACUUUUGUGGGAACUUCUACGUACAUGUCUCCAGAACGUAUCCAGGGUGGUGUGUACUCUGUGAAAGGUGAUGUGUGGUCCUUGGGACUCAUGUUGGUUGAAUUGGCAACAGGCAAGUUUCCCUUUGGAGACAACUCUAACAGAGCUCCUGACUCCAUUCUGGAUCUUCUCCAGAGAAUCGUGAACGAACAUCCCCCUAGUCUGAAACCAGAAGAUGGGUUUUCUGCAGAUCUUUGUGAUUUUGUCGAUAUGUGUCUCAAGCGUGAGAAAGAAAGAGGUGAUCCCCACAAAUUGAUGCUACACCCGUUCUUGCAAGGCUGCGAGACUCCUGAGUUCAAGAGCGAGGUUAAACGGUGGGCUAAGAACGUUCGGAGGGCCCAGAAGGGAAAAGCUAUAAAAUGA
This is a messenger RNA of Kuraishia capsulata CBS 1993, 1152 nucleotides long. RefSeq lists its product as uncharacterized. Gene Ontology annotation, biological process: protein phosphorylation. The coding region runs from base 1 to 1152 and encodes 383 amino acids. Lineage: Eukaryota; Fungi; Ascomycota; Pichiomycetes; Pichiales; Pichiaceae. The transcript has a single exon. The record is from RefSeq and is a predicted model, not a curated record. Gene Ontology annotation, molecular function: ATP binding; protein kinase activity.